Molecule: messenger RNA, 1556 nt
Organism: Helianthus annuus (common sunflower)
Lineage: Eukaryota; Viridiplantae; Streptophyta; Magnoliopsida; Asterales; Asteraceae
Product: COP9 signalosome complex subunit 3
Exons: 11
Coding region: 128-1405 (425 amino acids)
Biological process (GO): ubiquitin-dependent protein catabolic process
Cellular component (GO): COP9 signalosome
Source: RefSeq, a predicted model, not a curated record
AACGGGUAACCCGACAUUCCAAAAACCAUCUCGUGAUUUGCUUAUGAACUCCGAUCAUCAAAUCCAAACGAUCCAACGAAGCACCUAAAAUCGCAAACAGUAAUCGAUACCAGAAGAGAGGAUAAACAUGAAUGUAAACUCAGUGGAUUCACUAGUGACCGAAAUCCAAGGGUUAUCAGGCAGUUCUCAGGAUUUAGCUCACUUAAACAACCGUUUGAAACAAUCAGAGGACGUAAUUCGAUCACAGGCCGCAACGUUUGCGACAUGUCUUACUCGAAUUGAUCCUUCGAUUCAUUCCCUAGGUUAUCUCUACAUUCUGGAAGCAUGUACAGCAGGUGCGGUUCCCGAAGCACAAGCAAACGAGCUAAUCAUAUCCGUUGUCAGAUUCAUCGAUGUGUGCAGUGUAGAGCAGAUCCUUUUGGUGCCUGACAAAUUUAUUUCUGUUUGUAAAAGACUACACGAACAAGUUAUGAAGCUUGGUGCCCCUAUGCGAGCUGUGGGUCCGCUACUGAUGGCUAUACGCAAGAUUCAAACCUCACCUGAGCAUUUAACUCCUUUACACCCAGAUUUUCUUCAAGUCUGUUUGUCAGCUAAGUGUUAUAAAGUUGGUUAUGGUGUUUUGGAGGAUGAUAUAUGUGAAGUUGAUCAACCAAGGGACUUUUUUCUGUACUGUUAUUACGGGGGGAUGAUUUGCAUAGGACAAAAAUGUUAUGCAAAAGCGUUGGAACUCUUCCACAACGUGGUAACUGCCCCUAUGUCUACUAUGAAUGCUAUAGCUGUCGAAGCGUACAAGAAAUACAUAUUGGUUUCACUCAUUCACCUUCGCCAGUUUUCCACCACCUUCCCUAAGUAUACGUCUUCAGUUGCUCAAAGGAAUCUAAAGAACUUCUCUCAGCCUUACAUUGAGUUGGCAAAUAGUUACAGCACUGGAAAUAUUUCAGAACUCAAAGCGUUUGUCGAAGCGAACCAGGAGAAGUUUGAGAAUGGAAACAAUCUUGGAUUGGUAAAACAGGUUGUGUCAUCAAUGUACAAGAGGAACAUACAAAGGUUGACCCAGACAUAUUUGACUUUAUCUCUUCAAGACAUUGCCAACACUGCAGAAAUUAGUACCCCAAAGGAAGCUGAAAUGCAUGUACUUCAAAUGAUUGAGGAUGGCGAAAUCUAUGCAGCUAUUAAUCAGAAGGAUGGAAUGGUUAGGUUCCUUGAGGAUCCCGAGCAAUAUAAAACGUGUGAGAUGAUUGAGCGUAUUGAUUCGUCAAUCCAAAGAAUCAUGAAACUGUCAAAGAAGCUGACAACAAUGGACGAAUCCAUGUCGUGUGAUCCUUUGUAUCUAUCCAAGGUUAGAGAACGACAAAGGUAUGACUUGCAUGAUUUUGAUGAUGUUCCUCAGAGGUUCAACUUAUGAGAGAUAUGCCUGAAUGCGGUUUAUAAGAGGAUGUAUACUAUCGGCUUAGUUCCAAUCUGAUAUCACAUUUUGUUUCAUUGAUUUGGACGGUUUAAAACAGAUGAUACGUUUUUUGAAAUUUUUUAAAGACUUUUGACCGUUUUUUUUUUUU